AUGAUGGUCUUUCUUCUCUUUUCUUUCCUCUCCUUUUCUUUCUUUCUUAUCAAAACCAACACAAACAAGCUCAAGUCUCGCUCGACUUCCUCCUGUACAUUAUCGCUCAGUUAUGGUUCCAUUCAGUCUGCCAUCCUUUGCUCCUUCUAACCUCCAACAUAACCUGUUGUCCUAUCUGGUCCGUCGUUUCCUAGGACCCUUACUCAAACAUGGAGCACAAUCCCUCGACCACCAGCUCAACACUCCCAAUCAACCUGGAACUUUCAACCUCAAGGAUGUCCAACUGGAACCAAAGGCCCUUCAAGAUCAUCUUUCUGGAUCAUUAUCUCCGUUCACGAUUCAAGCAGUCUGCGUAUCAGAACUAUCACUUCAAAUAAACUGGCCCUCAUGGUCAUUCUCCCUCCAAGGAUACGUACCAGAUGUCAAAGUGACACUCAAGGAUAUUCAACUCACCCUCGGCCUCACUGAAGAACAUCAAGCCAAUCAUCAAUCAUCAUCUCAUCUGCUCAACAGUAUCAACUUGGACGAAAACCUGGCGACGAUCGCAAAUGAUUUUGUCAGCCAAGAAUGGACGGAUUCCUAUGAGGAUCAGCUCGAACAGGACUUCCCAGGCGCAUUCACCACCGGCAAAACCAACCAGUCAUCUACUUCGUCUAUUGCCGACCAAGAUCAGCGUGGAUUCUUUGCCGGCUUAGUCCAAAAGAUUUUAGCAAAAUUCAACUUCGAACUCAACCAUCUCACCGUUCUACUCCACCAUCAAGAUGUUCAAGUGCUCCUCUCGAUCGACCACAUCAAAAGCUUAGACCUGACCUCUGAUGACGAUCCCCAUCCCUCAAGCUCUAUCUCGCGAGAGAUUCGGACUUCCUGUCCGGUCAUCUACCUCAAACCUCUCUCAGAUCAAGCUCAAGCCGAUCCUUCCCCAUCUCCUAACUCCUCAUCAAAUCAAUCUUUUGACUCUGAACAUGAUAUGUUGAUGUCUCAAGCUACAGUCGAUCUCCGUCGCCCUGCUCCCCUCUUCGUCUCGGUUGCUGAAACUCUAGAUCCAAUCGACCAGCAGCAGAACUCGCCUGAGAACACACCACAAUCAUCUCAAUCAAUCAUCAAGUCUGAAAAUAUUCUGGCCGAAUUCAUCGGUACAUCAUCAACAAAUGCAUCCAAGUCAUCACCAGAACCUCCUAUCUCACCUGAAGAAAACUCCUCAGAAGAAGAAGAAGGCACAAAAGAAUUAUUAGAUCCAAAGAACUCGCUCAGGUUUCUUUUCUGGCUCGUCAAUAGCAUCUCAUCUAAUUCAGCUGAAGAAAGCAAACCUGACAGCAUCAAGCCUGAUUCAACCGGCCUUCCUAGUCAAGAUGCGACACCGCAGUCCAACAUUCAACGUUCUCAGCUGAACAUUCAGAUCCAUCUUCCAAUCGUAGCUGUUUCGAUCCGAUUACCUCACCAUCUGAAUGCCCUGACUCGACUUAUUUCAACAAUACCCUUAACAUCCGCCAGUUCCCAAGCCAACCGUCCAACGCCCACAUCAGAAGCCACAUCAUCGUUGGCGAUCUCUGUGACACUCAGAUUACAAGAGCUCAAUUGCACCCUAGCUUUCCCGACUCCAUACCAUCAAUCAACCACCGGUCAUGAACAACUGUCGUCUCUAAGCGUCCAAGCAACGGUGAUCAAGUUAGGCUACCAGAAUACCUCAUCUGUGCGUCCAGGUUCUGACGAAAAACAGCCCACAUCCGAAGUUACGAUCCGGGUAGACCAGGUCCAAGGUCGAUCUGAAAUCUUACACACCCCAUCAUCAUCGCCAACCAGACUUCAUUCCGCAUUCCUUCUAGCCCCCGCUCGCGAUGAUCAUCCUAGUCCGGCUGUCUCUAUCUCGCAAACCGUCGAGACCUUGCAGAUCUUAUUCAGCUCGAUUUGGGUGAACUUGGACCUCGAAGUAGUGGCGAUUUUGAUCCCCGUAUUCGAAGCUGUCCAGGCAUCCUUCAUCGCCAAUCGUCCUGACUGGAAUGAGUCUUUUGGCGACGAGGAGAGGGGGGAUCCAAUCACCGACCCUCAUUCGCACGAGCAAGGAGAAUCUUCGCGCUCGAAAGAGAGCCAACACAAGCAGACGACGACGACGGUCUCGAUUCCCAGUCUGUACAUGGACAUCAAGGCGCCCACUCAUCGGGCCCCAUCGACCAGUCGAAGGCCCUCCGAACUUGUCCUAGGAUCGGUGCUCAAGAGCGUCCAGAUGAUCCUGACAUCGGAGCGCCAGAUCGGCGGCUCGGUCUUCGAAGUCGCGCUGGGCUUCCGCGUCGCCAAGACUAAAGACGCCCGACUGCAUCCCGCCCUGGAGCCUUUCUUGGGCAUCGCUCAUCCUACCAUCCCGGCCUCUUUGGACCAGCAACACCGGUUUCCCGGCCUCCGUCUGACUCACAUCCUUCCCCCUCCUUCUCCUCUGAAAUUUGGACAUCCUCCAACACUCAGAAAACCCAGCUCUUUGAAACUCGAAAAUGUGACGAUCGAUUUAUCUAAAGAUCAGUUCGAUCGACUCCAGUAUUGGAUCGACGAUCUUGGCCGAUGGGCCAACGAUCUCUUCGCCCCUUCUUCUUCUUCUUCGUCUCUUCUUCUUGAUCCUCCUCCUCCUGCUCGUCCGAACCACAAACUAGCUAAAGAAGCCGUCUCAAAACCUCGACAAGAAAGACAGAAAACAAAGGAUCGUAAUGAUAAUAAUGGCCACAAAGAUCAAGAAGAGGGAGGAGAAAACGUAUUAGGAACGUUGAUGGUGUCGAAGAUCGCACUGACAAUUCGUCUCCCAUCGGACAAUCUCGACUCCACUCAACGAAAACAACAAAAACAACAACACCAAGAACAACCUCUCAAACUUUUGAUUCAAUUAGAUUCUCUGUCGAUUAUUCAGUCUCGAUUGUCCGUGAACAAGAAAGGUCCUUUCGACUCGCAGAUCCGGCUGCUCAUUCGCGCUUGCUCGGCUUCCCUUCUUCCCUCUUCUCAACCUCCUUCUUCUUCGACUUCUUCUUCGGCUACUACUGCUGCUAAUGCUAAUGCGACUGCUGCUGCUGCUGCCCCUGGUUUGUCGAUCUUGUAUCAAUCGUUUCCGAAUCUCCCUCGUUCUUCUGAUGUCGCAGCGGUCUCGAUGAUAAUCUUAACUUCCCAACCACAGAAUAAUUCUCGGAAGAAUAAUGGCGAGGAUGAUCAGUCAGAGGUGAAAAAGAUGGACGUUCAUUUGAAAGUCGUGCAUUCGACCGUUCGGCUUGGUCCGUGUUGUGUCUGGACCUCCCAGCUCGCCCGGUUCCUCAAAGCGCCUGUCGGCGUCUUCGAGGCUGUAGGGCCCGAGUACGAGUCGCGGAUAAAGGUGGACUUGGAAGGAUGUGCGAUUGAGCUUGUGACCCCAUCAUCCAUCUCCCCUUCUACCUCUUCCACUUCAACUGCUACUACGACACCAACGACAGCAACAACGACAAGAACAGCUGCUUUAGGAGGCGACGAGCUCCUUGACAAAGCUGCCUCUCCCUUCAUCCUCCGCAUCCUUGCUCCUCGUGCUCGUCUUGUCCUCCACUUGGAUCCUACCGCCACUCUCAUCUCGCCUUCGUUGGACGCGUCGUUUCUGGUCCAACUGGCCGAAGCUGUCCCUUCUGAUCAAGUAAGCUUUGCUCCGUUAAUCGAGUUGAAUGAUCUUCGCAUCUCGUUCGUUUAUUCGUGGGACUCUAAUCGCCCUAUUUGUCGAAUGACUUUGAAUCGGGGUAAUCUUACGGUCUCGUUUUGUGCGGAUUCGGCUGAUAGUCUUGUGGAAGUUCUUUCAAAACUAUCGGAGAUUUCUUUUCAACCCAAGAAACCAAAUCCGUCUGUUGAUCAAGUGAAAGUCUCCCCAAGUGUUCAACGGGUUGAAGAUCCGAUAGUCGCAUCAACCAUGCUGAGGUCGGCGAUGAGAGAAUCAUCUUCUGCUUCGAGGACUAUCCUCAUCCAAAAAGAUGAAGAUCUUGCAGAAGAAGAUUACCCGACUGAUGUCGCCUUUCUCGAUCAGACUCGACCCGCUUCCUCUCACCGUCACCACCACCACCAUCACCAUCAUCCGCUGGUCAACCAAAGCGCGCCUGCUAUUCUUCGUCCUCUUGCGGGUCAAGGCCUCAAUAUUAUUGAUGAUUAUCUGUUGAAAACUCCAACCGCUUCGAAGGUGUCACGCCAGCCGAUUGAAACUGAGGUUCAGGUGGAACAUCUAGAUGUCUUGGUCAGAUUUUACGACGGCUAUGACUGGAACUCGACCCGGCAGACGAUCCAACAGGCGCAAAAGACUGUCCGCAAGAGGUUACAGAAGAUUCGGCAGCUGUUGGCGACUGGAAAUCCAGCGGAUGCUCGCUCGAUGGAGGAAGAUUUGGGACCUACGACGUUGUUCAAGUCGGUCCAGCUUGGUUUGGAUUCGUCCACGCGAGGUCUUAGCACCGCCCAGUUGCUCGACGCGAUCGACGAUCAAUUAGAGAAAGAGCCCGCAGAGCCCGUCGGCGAUGAAGCGGAGAGUAUGACGGGCAGUUGGCAGUCGUUGGCCGCUCAUCCGUCGAAGGACCUUCCCCACCCUCGUCUGGUCUCUGUCCCAUCCUCUAAGCAGCGACACUUAGGCAGAUCCGCACAACCGAUGUUGAAGAUCGUGCUGAAUGGAGUCCAGGGACAUUUCCGGAAAUAUCAAGAGACUGCCCCUCAGGCCGAUCAAAACAGGAAGAAUGAUCGAUCGAACAACGAAUGUAGAUUGAGUAGUCUUCAACUCAAAACCGACGCGCUUACGAUCAUUGAUAACAUUCCCACAUCCACCUGGAAAAAGUUCUUGACCGAACUCAGGCCUGGCGAGGGCGGCUUGAUGCGGCCAACCGAUGCCCCCAUGCUUCGGCUCAAAUUCCUCAUUACCCCUUCCGCUCAAGACUCUCGUCUUAAAGAGGCUAUCAUCAAACUUAAAAUCUCUCCCCUUAGACUUUAUGUGGAUCAGGAUGCCGUCGACUUCUUGAAGACUUUCUUUGCCUUCCAAAAACAUUCUUCUUCUGCCACUGGCUCGUCUCCUCCUAUUUCAUCCGCAUCCGAUCCACCCGCACCAUCACCUGAUGGACUGUUUUUUCAACGUGUUGAGAUCUUGCCGAUUCGAAUCAAGCUGGACUACAAACCUAAACGGGUUAAUUACAUGGCUCUCAAGGAAGGCAAAACGAUCGAAUUGAUGAACUUUUUCCACUUUGAAGGAUCGGAUAUGGUAUUAAGACAUGCCACUUUAACCGGAAUCUCAAAGGCGAGUAAGAUAGGAGAAAUGUUACAAGAGAUUUGGACGCCAGAUGUGAAAGCAAACCAACUAGCAGAUGUGAUCUCGGGGAUAGCGCCGGUCCGAUCGGUCGUCAAUCUGGGGACGGGGAUAGCGGAUUUAGUGUUACUACCAAUCGAGGAGAUGAAGAAGAAAGACGGACGAUUGAGUCGGGGGCUCCAGAAGGGCACGAGCUCGUUUGCCAAAAAUACGACGUUGGAGAUGAUCAAACUGGGCGCCAGAUUGGCGAUCGGAACCCAAGUGAUUCUCGAAAAAGCUGAAUCGAUGCUCGGCGCUAAGCUCACUAAUGAUCAGCUUUGCGGCGAAACUAUUGACCAUCUUCAUCAUCUUACUACUCCUAAUCCGAACGAUCAUUCCCUCGAUCAUAAUACCAAUAGUCCUCAUCUUCUUCUUCAGGAUCAUGAACAUUUCAGUAAAUAUGCCCUCCAACCUUCCGAUUUCAAAUCCGGCGCUCAAUCCGCUUAUCAUCAUCUAAGAGACAACUUCCGUUCGACCGCUCAAACAAUCUUAGCAGUCCCUUUAGAAGUCUUCAACGAAGGAUCAGGACAAGCAGUCGUCAAGGCUAUCCCGAUCGCCAUCCUUCAUCCUAUGGUCGGCGCUACUGGCGCAAUCAGUAAGACUCUCUUGGGCCUUCAUAACUCUUUGGACCCGCUCGGAUCUACCUCUCAUCUGCUCGAUAAAUAUAAGCAACAACAGCAUCAUCCUUCUUCUUCUUCUCCUUCUUCUUCGUCAAACUCUCAUGCUCUUCACGAUCCUGCUGGACGACAUCAUCAUCAUUCUCCUUCUUCGUCCUGA
Messenger RNA from Puccinia graminis f. sp. tritici CRL 75-36-700-3, 6079 nucleotides. RefSeq lists its product as uncharacterized. Bases 113 to 6079 code for a protein of 1988 amino acids. Gene Ontology annotation, cellular component: extrinsic component of membrane; phagophore assembly site. Lineage: Eukaryota; Fungi; Basidiomycota; Pucciniomycetes; Pucciniales; Pucciniaceae. Gene Ontology annotation, molecular function: phosphatidylinositol-3-phosphate binding. Gene Ontology annotation, biological process: piecemeal microautophagy of the nucleus; autophagosome assembly; autophagy of mitochondrion. The transcript is spliced from 12 exons. The record is from RefSeq and is a predicted model, not a curated record.